Schistosoma mattheei is the source of this 615-nucleotide messenger RNA. Lineage: Eukaryota; Metazoa; Platyhelminthes; Trematoda; Strigeidida; Schistosomatidae. The record is from the annotation of a GenBank genome assembly.
AUGAUGAUGAUGAUGAUGAUGAUGAUGAUGAUGAUGAUGAUGAUGAUGAUGAUGAUGAUGAUGAUGAUGAUGAUGAUGAUGAUGAUGAUGAUGAUGAUGAUGAUGAUGAUGAUGAUGAUGAUGAUGAUGAUGAUGAUGAUGAUGAUGAUGAUGAUGAUGAUGAUGAUGAUGAUGAUGAUGAUGAUGAUGAUGAUGAUGAUGAUGAUGAUGAUGAUGAUGAUGAUGAUGAUGAUGAUGAUGAUGAUGAUGAUGAUGAUGAUGAUGAUGAUGAUGAUGAUGAUGAUGAUGAUGAUGAUGAUGAUGAUGAUGAUGAUGAUGAUGAUGAUGAUGAUGAUGAUGAUGAUGAUGAUGAUGAUGAUGAUGAUGAUGAUGAUGAUGAUGAUGAUGAUGAUGAUGAUGAUGAUGAUGAUGAUGAUGAUGAUGAUGAUGAUGAUGAUGAUGAUGAUGAUGAUGAUGAUGAUGAUGAUGAUGAUGAUGAUGAUGAUGAUGAUGAUGAUGAUGAUGAUGAUGAUGAUGAUGAUGAUGAUGAUGAUGAUGAUGAUGAUGAUGAUGAUGAUGAUGAUGAUGUUAUUCAGUACAACACGAACAACUUCACAACUCAAUCAAUUAAGCUGA